This is a messenger RNA of Dictyostelium discoideum AX4, 4881 nucleotides long. RefSeq lists its product as hypothetical. Bases 1 to 4881 code for a protein of 1626 amino acids. The record is from RefSeq and is a predicted model, not a curated record. NCBI's taxonomy places the organism in Eukaryota, Evosea, Eumycetozoa, Dictyosteliales, Dictyosteliaceae. Gene Ontology annotation, cellular component: nucleus; chromosome, telomeric region. The transcript is spliced from 3 exons.
AUGAAGAGAAAGGAAGAUAUUGGGAGAGUUCCAAUAAAUAAUAAUGAUCCAAUACUUUCUCAAUCAUUAUUAAUGAAUAAUAGUAGUAUAAUGAUGAAUAGUAGUAGUAUAAUGAUGAAUAAUAGUAAUUUUGCAUUUAAUAAUACAAUAAAUAAUAAUAAUAGUAUGAUGAUGAAUAGGACAAUUAAUUCAUUGGCAUCAAGUGUAAUUAUUCCUUCAAAUACAGAAAAAAGGGAUUACCUUUCAGAAAUUAUAAAGUUUUUAAUAUGUCAUGAAGAAGGUCAUUUCAAUAAUAUUGCAGAAUCAUUUAAUAUGAGUACAAUGUUAAAUAAAACUAUAAAUAAUAAUAAUAAUAAUAAUCACAAAAAUAGUAACAAUAGCGCAGGAAGUACAUCAACAUCACCAAUAUUAAAUAGUAGUUUAUUAAAUUUAAAUGUUAGUAAUAUUGCAUUAAACACAACAUGUACUACAAAUAUAUCACCAACUUUAUCUUCACCAACUACAUCGACAACUACAUCAACACCAUCAACAACUGCAUCAACAGCUACAUCAUCAUCAUCAUCAUCAUUAAAAGGAAAAACCAAUAAAAUAUUCGACUCAUUUAGUUUUUCAAUUGGUGAAAAGUUAUGGUUAAUACAUGUUAUCGAUUCAAUUCAUAAUAAUUUAAAUGGUAUUGUUGAACCACAUGGUGAUAUAUAUAAAGUUAUUUAUAAUUUAAUUAGAUUUAUAUUAGAUAAUGAUACAUUUUUAAAUAAUGGCAGGAAAAAUUCAAGUAAUACUAAUAAAAAUGUUGAUCAACAACAACAACAACAACAACAACAACAAAAUAAAAGAAUUAAAUACAGUAAUAGUAAUAAUCAAUUUGAAAGAUUACCAGUUACAUCUAGUAUACAAUCAAUUCAAGAUGUAUUAAGUAGAGAUAGAAAUCAAACAUCUAAAUCAUCUUUAAAGGAUCAAGAUAAUCAAAUUUUAAGAAUUUUAAUUGGAAAGGUUGGUUCAAUUCAAUCUAAUAAUGCAAAUACAAGUCACAUACUUACAUUACAAGAUUCAACGGGUGAAAUUGUUAUUGAAAUUUGUGAAACUAAAUUUUAUUUAUUGGAUACCAUUGUAUUCAUACCAUUUUUUAAUGUUAUUUGUCCAUCAAAUUUUAGUAAUACUUAUGGUAGCAGUGGUAGUGGUGGUGGCAGUGGUAAUAGUUUAAUAAGUAGAGCAUCUAUUAACAAUAGUAUGUUAAUGUCAACAUCAAUAAGAUCAUCAUUAGGAAAUUAUAGUAUAAUAUCAGGUAUUGGUAAUACAAGAAUCGAUCUAUCGAAAUUGAAUUACCUUGAAAUUGAAAUCAUUUAUAUCAUUCAUAGAUAUAGUGAUCAUUAUUAUGAACAAAUGAUCAACUAUUUCAAAGAGUCAUUAGAGAGACAAAAUCAAAAAGUACCAUCUUAUGAACUCUCUUCAUCACGUAAUCAAAGAUUAGAAAAUUUCAUCAUUGAUCAAUAUUCACCAUUCACUCCAAUUACGAAAUUGAAUCAAUUGGAUAAUCCUCAAAUUGAAUCAAUUAAUAUCUAUGGCAUCAUUUUAUCAAAAUCUGCAAUUUUACAUACUAGACCAUCAAUGAAAGAAUCUCAAAAAGAUACUAUGUUUUUCGUUAGAAUCAAAGAUAUUGGUGGUAUUAGUAGUGGUGGUAGUGGUGGUAGUGGUAGUGGUAAUAAAGAAGAAUCAUCAAUGGGUAAUUGUGAAAUAUUUUUAAUAUUUUUUGAAGAAAGUUUAAGAUGGUUUCAUUUAUUAUCAGUUGGUAGUAAAUUUAUAUUUACAGAUGUAAUGUGUCAAAAUUCAUUAUCGAAUUCUGAAUCAAAAAAGAAUAUAAUUAUAAUUAAACCAACAACAAAUAUUUAUAGUAUAUUGGAUGAAUCAUUCAAUCAUUUAGAGAAGAUCACUUACAAUAAUAAUAAUAAUAAUAAUAAUAAUAAUAAUAAUAAUAAUAAUAAUAAUAAUAAUAAUCCAAUUAAUUGUUCAUCAAGAGUUUUAGAUUAUAAUAGUGAAAUCAUUAAAGAAUUAAAUUACAAUUCUUGCUCAACAAUCUAUGGUAAUGGUUCAAUCAAUUGUAUAGUUACAAUCACUGAGGAGAUGAAUACGAAAUUGGGAACUAUUGGAAUCGAUGCAAAUAAGGGUAAAUUAUUCAUUUCACAUUAUCGUUCUCAUUUAUUCCAUGGUAGAGGUUUAAGAGUUGGUACAAAGAUUGCAUUAUUCGAUGUUCAUCCAAUCUAUAACCCCAAUGGUAAUGGUAAAUUAAUUGGUUUAGGAAUGUGUACUUCAAGUAGUUUUAAAUUUUUAAAAUUUGAUACAACUUCUUUAUUAACUCAUAUUCCAUUCUCAAAAGAUACUUUAAUUGAUACAUCAUCUAUAAAUAAUAAUAAUAAUAAUAAUAAUAAUAGUAAUAAUAAUAAUAAUAAUAAAAAUAAUAAUAGUAAUAAUAAUUAUAUUAAUGGAGAACAACCUUCAUUUAGUGAACUUUGGAGAAAAUAUUCAAUUGUAAAUUCAUAUAUUUUAUCAAUUUUACUAUUAAAACUUGAAAGAAAAUUUCCAAACGUUUUUCAAUCAUUUGAAUCAUUUAAAUUUAAUUUCUCUGGUAAACCACUUUAUGAACAUAUAGCAAAAUUAUUUAAUAUUCCAAAAAUGAUUGAUGAUGGUUUUAGUGGUUAUGAUAAUAUUUUAUGUCAUAAUAUUAAAUGUUCAUUAAAUUAUAAUAAUAAUAAUAAUAAUAGUGAUAACAAGGGAUUAAACUCAACACCAAUUUUACCGACAUUAAUAAAACUAUCACAAUUAUCAAAUUUAAAAUCAGAUAGAUACUCAAGUAAAUUUGAUUACUCUAAAAAGUAUUCAUUAAUUGGUCAAUUGGAAUUAAGUCCACAAGGUUUUGAAUGGGGUAAAAUUUCAUUAACAGACUCAAAUUCAACAGUGGAUUGUUUUAUUACAGAUGUAAAUGAAUAUCAUUUAAAUAAAAUUUGGAAAAUUAAUAGUUUUCAAGUGAACUUUGAAGAAUAUCAAGAAACAUCACAAGAUAAAAUUAAAACUAUAAAUUAUUUACAAUUUUCAAUGAAAGAUUGUGAAUUAUUAUCACCAAUAAUUAAUAAUUUUAAUAAUUCAAAUUUACCAUUUCAAAAUUUAUUUAAUCAAUCUCAAAUUAAUAUAAUUCAAUAUUUUAAAAAUAAUAAUAAUAAUAGUAAUAAUAAUGCAACAACUCAACAAACCAUAUCUACAACUACACAUAACAUAUUUAUAUUAUUGUUAGAGAAAAUCGUUGAGUUAGGAUUAAUUACUUUAAAUGCAAUACUAUUAAUACCAUCAUUACCAAAGAUUAGUAUUCAUACUACUUCAUCUUUAAAAGUUAAUUUCCCAAUUUUACAAGUUGGUCAUUGUUAUUAUCUUAGUGGUGUAUCAUUUAAACCUUCAACAAAUGAUAAUAGUAAUAAUAACAGCAAUGAAAAUGAUACUCCAAUAUGUUCAUCUUCUUUAUCUAAACCGAUUAAAGAUUAUGAUUUUAUUUUAACAACAAAUUCAAUUUUAAAAAGUAUUGCAUUAGUUCAUUAUGUUGAAGAGAAUAAAUUAAUUUUAUUCCCAACAGUUUUGAAAGCUAAAACAGUUAAUCAUUUAGGUAUACCAUUAGUAACAAUAAGUGAUAAAAGCUAUUUUAAGAAUAUUUCAAAGAUUGAUACCACUGGUAAAUUCAUUCAAACCAAAUCUAUCGAGCAAAUUCAUCAAGGUCAAGGUGUUGAUCAAUGCGAUUUCGUUUCAUUUAGAGGUUUAAUAGUUUCAAAAAGAAUUGAAAAAUUACAAAAUACAAUUAUAUUAUCUUCAACAUUACCAAAAGAUAAAACAACCACAACAACCACCACCACCACACCAAAUGUUAAAAUUAAUGAAACUAUAGUUUUACAUUUAACAUGUACUGAUCCGAAUAGUCCUGGUAAACAUUUAAUUCCAAUUUCAAUUGAAAACUUUUAUUGUGGUUUAACAGUUGGCUCUGUUAUUGACUUUUAUUUUUUACAAUGUAAAUCAGUUUGGUCUUUAAAUAAUAAUAAUAAUAAUAAUAAUAAUAAUAAUAAUAAUAAUAAUAAUGAAAAUCCUGAGAAAUCAAAAAUAUUAUGUCAUUCAAAUAGAUUUUUUUAUUAUAAAAUUGUUGAUCAAGAAAUGGAUAUAAAUUUAUUCGAUUUUAUUGAUAACUCAAACUUAUCAAAUAUUAAUAAAAGUUCAUUGGAUCAAUAUUAUAGAGUUUUGGCAGAUAUCGUAUCAAUAGUGAAAUUGGAUUUAUCUUACAAGUGCAAUAAAUGUAAUCAAAUCAUUAAAAAUUCAUAUUCAUCAUCAUUAGUCUCAACUGGUAAUGUGUGUAGUUGUAAAAAUCCUCAAGAUUUCAUUUUUAAUGGUUCUUUAGAAUGUGAAUUAUCUGAUGGUACUACCUUAAAAAAAUUAUUAAUUAAAAGAGAACCAAUAAUUUCAACAAUUUUAGGAUUAUCUUUAGAAAUGAUGAAUAAUAUAAAACUAUAUUCAAUUCAAACAAAACUAUCAUUUAUUUGGGAAAGGAAAUAUAUAUAUUUGAAUAAAAAGAAUACAGUUGAAAAAGACAAUGAGGACGACGAAGGGGAGGAAGAUGACAAUUUAAGUUCAUCAACAACAACAACAACAACAACAGCGACAAACUCUCAAAUUAUUACCAAUACAUCAUUUUCAAAUCAAUUCCCGGUUUUAAAGGAUAUUUUCAAACAAGUUCCACAUUCCUAUAAUAUUAUAGUAAAGAAAAUUGAUAUAGAUGGUAAUUUAUUAAUGUGUUGUCAAGUUGACUAUGUGGAAAGUACUGAACAAUCUUGGAAACUUUUAAAUUCUUUAAAAUGA